This is a messenger RNA of Cyphomyrmex costatus, 2091 nucleotides long. RefSeq lists its product as uncharacterized. The transcript is spliced from 12 exons. The coding region runs from base 1 to 2091 and encodes 696 amino acids. Gene Ontology annotation, biological process: sensory perception of smell; detection of chemical stimulus involved in sensory perception of smell. The record is from RefSeq and is a predicted model, not a curated record. Lineage: Eukaryota; Metazoa; Arthropoda; Insecta; Hymenoptera; Formicidae. Gene Ontology annotation, molecular function: odorant binding; olfactory receptor activity. Gene Ontology annotation, cellular component: plasma membrane.
AUGAUAGUAAACACGUUUUGCUACGCAACUCUAGUCGAACUAACAUGUGCGUUUGCAUUAGGAACAUCUGUGUUUAAGGACUACAGAAAACACAAUCUAGCUUUCCGAGCGUGGUUACCGUUCAACUAUUCUUCGCCAAUGUUAUUUCGGAUCGCUUAUAUUCAUCAAUCGAUAAGUUUAACCGCAGGAUCGAUUCUUCACCUUGCUUGUGACAGCUUAAUUUGCGGAUUACUGAUGCACAUUUGCUCUCAGCUGGAAAUAUUGGAAUGUCGUUUGAAAAAAAUCAUCGAUAAACCACACAUUCUUCGGAAAUGCAUCGCACAUCACACAUGCAUUUUUGAAUUUGCAUUAAUGGCAAAUAAAAAAUUUAGAUUAAUAAUCACCAUCCAGUUCUUAGUGAGUAUGUUAGUAGUAUGCUUCAAUCUGCAUCAACUGACGCAGACGAGCGUGUUAAGUGCGAAAUAUGUUCAAAUAAUAUUAUAUAUGUUUUGCAUGAUGACACAAAUUUCUUUUUAUUGCUGGUAUGGAAACGAAGUUAAGUUGAAGUCGUUGUUUACAGAAUUCAGAAAAGGAAGAUUAACAUUCAGGGCAUGGUUGCCAUUCGACUAUUCCUCAUCGUCACUGUUUCGUAUUGUAUACGCGCAUCAAUUAAUAAGUUUGACAGUCGGGUCUGUUUUGCAUGUUGCUUGUGACGGUUUGAUAUGUGGAUUACUAGUGCACAUUUGUUGCCAGAUAGAAAUAAUUGAAUGCCGUUUGCGAAAAAUCGCACAUAAUCAAGAUCGUCUUCGCGAAUCCGUCCUACAGCAUAAUCAUAUAUUCAAGUUUGCUCGUCUAAUGAAUGCAAAAUUCAGAUUGACUAUUGUUAUACAAUUUGUUGUGAGUACAUUAGUAGUAUGUUUUAUUCUUUAUCAAUUUACCAAAUCAACAACGUCAAGAGCACAGUAUAUGCUAUUAAUGAUGUAUAUGGGCUGCAUGCUGUCACAAAUCUUUUUCUAUUGCUGGUAUGGUAAUGAAGUUAUGUUAAAGAGUCGUCAAUUGGUUAAUAGCAUAUUUGAAAUGGAGUGGUUUGGAUUAAACAAACAAACUAAACAAUCUUUAAUAAUGAUUAUGAGACGAAGUUCAAGACCAAUCGAGCUUACCAGUGCUUAUGUUAUCUCGAUGAAUCUAGAUUCAUUUGUGGGCUUACUCAAGACAUCGUAUUCAGCUUACAACAUGCUCGCUCUGUUGAUGAAUCGCAGCAACAUUGAGAUGUUAAUCAAAACUCUUAUGAGAAAACCAUUUCGACCGGUUGAACCUGAUGAGAUGAAGAUUCGACAAAAAUUCGAAAAACUCAUACAGUCAAAUACGCUUCACUAUACUAUCCUGGUCGAAACAACGUGUCUGUCUGUUGCCGUGACAUCAUUAUUGACGGAAUUCAGGAAAGGAAAUUUGACGUUCCGAGCGUGGCUGCCAUUCGAUUAUUCCUCACCGCAACUUUUUCCAUUUGCAUACGCUCAUCAAUUGAUAAGUUUUACAAUGGGAUCUGUACAUCAUGUGGCUUGUGAUAGUCUCAUAUGUGGAUUUCUGGUGCACAUUUGCUGUCAGAUAGAGAUAUUGGAACAUCGUCUGAGGAAAAGUGUACACAAUCCUAACAUUCUUCGCGAAUGUGUUCUUCAGCACAAUCACAUAUUCAAGUUUGCUCGUACAGUAAAUGAAAAAUUUAGGAUAACUAUAUUUAUCCAGUUUGUUGUGAGUACGUUGGUGAUGUGCUUUAAUCUAUAUCAAUUUACCAAGUCAACAGCGUUAAGAACAAAAUAUAUGCAGUUAAUAAUGUAUACAUGUUCUAUGUUGUCACAAAUUUUUUUCUAUUGUUGGUACGGAAACGAAGUUAAAUUGAGAAGUCGACAGUUGAUAAAUAAUGUAUUCGAGAUGGAAUGGUUCAAAUUCAAUGAAACUGCUCAGAAAACUUUACUAAUGAUCAUAAGACGUGCUGUAGUACCAAUUGAAUUUACUAGUGCCUGCGUUAUUUCUAUGAAUCUGGAUUCGUUUGUGGGUUUGCUCAAGACAUCGUACUCGGCUUACAAUAUACUUAAGCAAACACAAAGCUCAUAA